Aptenodytes forsteri (emperor penguin) is the source of this 1023-nucleotide messenger RNA. RefSeq names its product translocase of inner mitochondrial membrane 21 (gene TIMM21). Gene Ontology annotation, biological process: protein import into mitochondrial matrix. NCBI's taxonomy places the organism in Eukaryota, Metazoa, Chordata, Aves, Sphenisciformes, Spheniscidae. Gene Ontology annotation, cellular component: TIM23 mitochondrial import inner membrane translocase complex. The record is from RefSeq and is a predicted model, not a curated record. The transcript has 6 exons. The annotation marks the transcript as partial.
GGGCCCUGCCGGAGAUGCCGGCACCAGCUCCCCCUCGGGGAGCCCGCCCCGCUGCUCCGGGCCGCCCGGCAGAGUCUCGGGACGCAAGCGGGGGGGCCGAGAUCUGAAAAACCUGGCGAUAAUAGCAAACCUGUGUCCGUGCAAAGGGAUCGGAAAGAAGAAACUCUGCUGUCGGCUGCGCAGAAAGUGAAAGAAGCUGGAAGAGACUUUACCUAUUUUAUUGUGGUGCUUGUCGGAAUUGGUGUUACAGGUGGUUUGUUCUAUGUGAUUUUUAAAGAGCUAUUCUCUUCUUCUAGUCCAAGUAAGAUCUAUGGACAUGCCCUGGAGAAAUGCAGAUCUCACCCUGAGAUAAUUGGUGUUUUUGGUGAAUCUAUUAAAGGUUAUGGGGAGACAACAAGAAGAGGAAGACGACAGCUUGUCAGUCACAUUGAAUACGUAAAGGAUGGACUGAAACAUAUGCGUUUGAAGUUCUACAUUGAGGGCUCUGAACCAGGGAAGCGGGGAACAGUCCAUGUAGAAGUGAAAGAGAAUCCUGAAAGAGGAAGAUUUGAGGUCCGCUACAUAUUUGUGGACGUUGACACCUAUCCUAGAAGAACCAUUGUCAUAGAAGACAACAGAUAGCCAAUAAUCAAAGUUGCCGCCUCAUCUCGUUGAGUAUUGGAUGAUACUGGUGUAGCCAGUCUACACAUAAAUUGUUUGGUGUUCUCGAUUGUAUCUUGCAGCUUUGGGGUUGUGUUACAGGAUGUACGUAGCCUCUCAGGGCCUCCAUUAAGGUCUUUCAUAAUAACAGAUACAAGAUUUGAAGUGAAGCCAAUGGAAAAUAGUAGAGCCAUCGCUUACGGCAAAUACUUCUGACACAGGAAAAUAAUGGCUCAUAAUAAACAGUUUAAUGCUGGAUAAUACUUCUACACACCCAAAAACUGAGUCUUCCAAUAUUUUAGGUUUGGAUGGGGAGGUUUUUGUCUUCCUUUGCUUGGAUUUCCCACUAGCACUGCAAUAAAGAAAGUGGUAUUUUAAGUGUAG